This is a messenger RNA of Linum tenue, 1813 nucleotides long. Lineage: Eukaryota; Viridiplantae; Streptophyta; Magnoliopsida; Malpighiales; Linaceae. The record is from the annotation of a GenBank genome assembly.
AUGGCGGGAGCCAUUAACCUUUGCGGUUCUAAGUCAGCCGCAUUACAGAAUCUAGCGGUGUCUUUCAAGGACACAAAUCAUGUAUUCCUUGGUGGGUCAUCGUUGAAGGUCAAGGAUCUCUGCUGGGAAUCCAAACUCAGAUUCUCCAGCAGUAGAAGAGCAAAAAGACUGGGGCUUGUAGUUGCUGCUGUAGAAGAAGAAACCAUCUCAAAGGGAAGCUCUGAUGGCAGGUUUUACUUCAACUUCACUGGCUUUCCUUUUCCUCUUGGCCCUUUUCUCAACAGGCGUACCCUUAGAACUGAGGCUGUGAAAGGAUCCAUAUGGCUGUUUGAACAAGAACAAGCAUUAGGGUUCAGCAGUGUCUCCACAAACAUCAGAAUGACAGUCAUCAAGCUCAAAUCUGGAGGCUUGUGGCUUCUGAAGGAGUUGGAUGCCCCUGUGGAGUAUAUCAUUCUGCCUACAUUUGCUUAUGAGCACAAAAUUUUUGUUGGUCCGUUCUCUAGAAAGUUCCCCAAGGCCAAAAUAUGGGUUGCACCAAGGCAGUGGAGUUGGCCAUUGAAUUUGCCUCUUGAAUUCUUCGGGAUCUUUGGUGCCAAAACUUUGAAAGACGAGGAUUUGUCAACCCCAUGGGCAGAUGACAUUGAGCAAAAGGUUCUUAGCGCACCAGAAGUUGGACUUGGACCUUAUGUGGAGGUUGCUUUCUAUCAUAAGCGCUCGAGAUCACUUCUGGUGACCGAUGCAGUGAUUUUUGUACCAAGAAAGCCACCUGAUUGUAUUGGCAAGGAUUCACUGUUAGCUUCUGCGAAGAAUGGGUUAGCUGUGAAAAUCCUUAGUAAAGGGAAGGAGGUACCCGAGGAUCCCGUUGUUGAUAAUCCAAUGACCCGUCAAAAGGGGUGGGAAAGAAUGGUUCUCCAAAUCCUAUUCCUCGGACCAUCAAACCUGUUAGAACCCAAUACCAGUUUUGCUCAGAUGUCGCAGAAGUUGAUAGUCUCGCCCAUUAUAAAGACACUAGUAUUCAGCAAAGUCCCAGAAAAGGUAAGAGAUUGGAUAGAUAGGAUUGGGAAGGACUGGAGAUUCAAGAGGAUCAUCCCAGCUCAUUUUGCUGCUCCAGUGAAUGCCAGUAGGUCAGAUUUCAUGGCUGCAUUUGCAUUUCUGGACGAUCUACUGGGGGAACGAUAUGUUACGCGGCCAUCACUAUCUCUCCUCUUCGCAUCCAUCAUGGGGAAAGCUGCAACUUACUUUCCUCCAGAUGACAUGAAGACUCUAUCAUCCCUUGAUCAGUUCUUGGUUUCUGUUGGUGCAGUCAAGAAGACUGUCUCGGGCCGCCGGAAGAGAAAAACAGCAUUCUAGAACUGCAAUGUAAGCAUCAUCAGUCUCUAGUACUUGGUGAUAAUACACAAGUACUUGUGCCACAGUUUAGUCGUCAUACUGAAUCCAAAUUCCACAAAGUUGAAUAUAUAUAUAUAUAUACCGUCGAUUUAAGCACGCAUAAAUGGUUUCGACCCACAUUUUCUUCGUUUCCUCGGAUUUCGAAUAGUUUUGCAGAACAAGUUGCAAUUGCAGUGUGUUUCUUGUAUCCUUUGUGGUCAUGGAUCAUGUGGACGAAUUUGUCAUGAUUAACGUUAGGAGUCUGAUGAAGGGAUAUGUGUUGCUUGUUGUUAUGAUGUGAUUGUUGUUGGAACAUUGUUUAUCAUAUGUUUGAUGAAAUCUGUUGCUGGACUAUCGGUUGGCCAUAACUGUGGUACCCGCCAAAGCAACAUUCAUCCAUAUAACUAGUUUCAUAAUGGAAAAUUGGCCGGCGUCCCAUUCCCAA